This is a messenger RNA of Rhododendron vialii, 945 nucleotides long. Its product is annotated as non-specific lipid transfer protein GPI-anchored 1. The transcript has 2 exons. Bases 187 to 783 code for a protein of 198 amino acids. The record is from RefSeq and is a predicted model, not a curated record. Lineage: Eukaryota; Viridiplantae; Streptophyta; Magnoliopsida; Ericales; Ericaceae.
AAAAAAUAAUGAUUGCAUCCAAAUUUUUUUCACCAAAAACACAUCCUUAAAUGUACAAACUUACCCACACUUGGAACACCUCUCUCUCUCUCUGUCUCUCUCUCUCUCUCUCCCCUAGUACGAAAAAAUCAUAAACACCGCACAACUUCAACCACAUUCAUCCACCACAAUCCAAAACCGAACAAGAUGAGAUCCCAACUCCUUUUCCCGACAUGUUUCUUCGCGGUGGCACUGCUAGCCUCUGCGGCGGCGGCAGCGACGCUGGCAGAGCAGUGCAGCAGCGACUUCCAGAAGUUGACGACGUGCCUGACGUACGCGACCGUCGCGCCGGGGAAGGCGGCGACGCCUAGCAAGGAGUGCUGUGACUCGGUGACGGAGAUCAAGGGGAAGGACCCCGUUUGCCUGUGUUACAUUAUACUUCAGACCCACAACGGGAGCGCGCAGAUCAAGAGCAUGGGUCUUCAGGAGUCGAGGUUGAUCCAGCUUCCUACUGCCUGCAAGUUGACUAAUGCUAGCAUCAGUGAUUGCCCUAAGCUUCUAAACAUUUCCUCAACCUCUCCUGACUAUUCAAUCUUCACAAACACCUCUUCGGCAACAACCACUCCUAGCACAGGGACAGCGACAGGGACAGGGACAUCGACAUCAUCACUGACCACACCCACCUCCGACGGGUACUCCAACCAUGGUCCUCAGCUCAUGCCACUCGUCGCGAUUGCCAUGGCCAUCUUCUUCUUCUGCGGGUUCCCAAUCAAGGCUGCGUCUACAUUCUCCACGCGAGAGUGAAAGUUCACGGACUUAGAAGGACUAGUGAAAGCUCUUCUGUUUAUUUUGCUUCGAUGUUUUCUUGACUUCUAUGAACUUUGAUACCACUGUCUUUGCUCUUAGUUAUGUAGUCUGGAGUGUUAUGUUGUUGCUUGGAGGUUUUAAUUAGUGGCCUAUUUUCCA